AAAGAUUUAAAAAAAAAGAUCGUUUGUUCAUUUGUCGUCUAGGAAAUAAUUAUUUAUUUAUUUACAUAAAGCGUACUUCUUUGUCUGUUUGUUCUAUAAUAAUCUGUACCAGAAAUUACGACAACAAAAAAGCAUAAAAUAAAUAAUUAACGAAAAUCCAAAAACAAUAAAUUAACUACUCCCUCCUCCAUACCCAUGUAGCAAAGCAAAAUGCAGGCAAAUGUCGAAAAUAAUUAAAGAAAACCCGAAAAGAUUGCAUUGUAGUGGAUUUUUGUUGUAAAAAUUAUCUUUAAAUAUAUUCAAUUUGUGUAUUAUUACAAGAACCCAAAAACAAAAAAAAGUAAAACAAAACAAAACAUAAUUCAAGAUUAUAAAAUAGACCUAAUUUUCAACAACAGCUUUUAGUCGCUUUCACACAUUCCCCUAGUACUUCGUUCGCACUUGAUUCUCUGCUGCAGUAUUGUAUUGAAAUUCAAAUCGAGUAUUUGAAUUUCCUAAAUUGUUUCUAAAAGAAUUCUGUUAAAAAAUAUGAUCAAUUUUGGCUGGUCUACAAAACUAAACCGCAACUUGCGUGUUGGUAGUACCAAAUUGGACUAUUCAUAUCAAAAUUAAAUAAAGUUAACUUAUCCGCCCAUAAAAAACGAAAUUUUUUUAUGAUCAACCAAGUUCAAGGAACAAGUGUUAUUAGUGAAAUAAAUGUGUAUAUACUUAUAGUAUAGAGUGUGUUUUCAAGAAUAUAUUCUAUAUAUUAAACGAAAAUAUAUUGCAAUUAUCCAUAAUGAAGGGUAUACAACAACGUCGUAAAUAUUAUGGAUCAUUGGAUGAUACGGUUAUAACGAUCGAAGCUGAUGAGAGUACACCUCUAUUGGCGGAUCAUUUAAUAUGGCCGGACAACAACAAUAACAGUAAUAAAAGUGACAAUGAAUCGGAAAAGCCAACCUUAAAAUAUGGUGUAUCGUCUUGGUCAUUUGGCAGCAGUAACGCGAGUAGUAAUGGCAGUGAUUAUAGUGCCUUCAGUACAAAAUCAUUUAAAAGUCAUUUUACAGAAUUGAGAGUAUUGUUAUUUGCAUUGAUCUUAACAGCUGCACUAAGCAUUGCCAUUUAUUUACUUGUAAUUGAAUCACGUUUACCAUCUAUAACAUUAUCCUUGGACUUGGUUAGUCAUGAUAUCUGGAGUCACAAAACUAUACCAAAAUUUAGUCAUCUUCAACAUAAUAAUGUUGAUCAUAUAAUACUCAUGCAAACUGGAAACAGCAACUGUGAUACAUCUGGCGAGUGUUUGAAAGUCUUAAAAGAAAUGCAGAAUAAGAAAUUAAACCAACCAGAAGAACUACCAUAUAAUUUUUUAAUCGGAGGUGAUGGUCAGGCAUAUGAAGUAAGAGGCUGGCAAUAUGAGAGCAGUAUGAAAGGUGUACCACAAGAACGUUCACUAGUAAUAGGUGUAAUUGGUAAUUUUGACCACAAUACACCCAAAAGAAUUCUAUUACAAACUGCUCAGUCUCUGAUACAAGAAUCUGUAAAACGUCGUAUGGUAAAUAGAAAUUAUGAAAUUUAUGGACUUCGUCGUAAUGACCAUGACCGAAACGAGGGUCAAGAACUUUUCUCAGAGAUAAUGAAUUGGCCUAAAUUUAGUGGUUUCCUUACUAAAUUCUAAUGAUUUUUUUAACAUCAACAAAAUUAUGCUAAAAGUACAAAAUUUAUAGAUUUAAGUUUUUUCUCAUAAUAUAAAAUAUAUGGUAGUUAUAAUUAUUAAAUUAAGUUUAUAUUUAAAAUAAUUGAAAAUUAUUAAUUAAAAUUUAAAAAAUUUACAAAA
This is a messenger RNA of Lucilia sericata (common green bottle fly), 1813 nucleotides long. RefSeq names its product peptidoglycan-recognition protein 3. The transcript is spliced from 5 exons. The record is from RefSeq and is a predicted model, not a curated record. NCBI's taxonomy places the organism in Eukaryota, Metazoa, Arthropoda, Insecta, Diptera, Calliphoridae. The coding region runs from base 779 to 1654 and encodes 291 amino acids. Gene Ontology annotation, molecular function: zinc ion binding; N-acetylmuramoyl-L-alanine amidase activity. Gene Ontology annotation, biological process: peptidoglycan catabolic process.